AUGAGCGGGCAGCGCGGGUCUAAUUCACCAUCACCUGCGCCAGAGGCGCCAGUCGCAGCAAUACCGGGGCCGCGUGCGACAAAGCUGCAAGAAGUGUUCCGUCUGGGAUUAUCGUCCUCGCUCAAGGCAAACUCGUACGCCAAUUUCUCGACCUGCUUUCCAACACCGGCCACAUACUGCCCAACAGCAUUGGAAGGAGUUUGGAAACAGCUCAACACGCGACUCGAGGAAGAAUGCACGCGCGAUUUCGAGAAGAUCCUGCAAGAGCGCAAUGUUGUGGAAGGACUCAACCAAUGGGACGCGCUCAUAGACGAUGCACGGCGGAGGAAGAACAGAGCAGUCGACGGUGACGAGGCACCCAGAGCUCUUCACACGCUCUCCGCGAGAGAGCUGUAUGCGGCACAUAUCUCUCCCUUCCUCCAGCAGACGUCUACGGAACUCGACGAGAAGCUGAAAGUUACUCAAGAAAACAAUAAACAGACGAUGGCCACCAUCGCUGAGCAGAGAGCUGAGAUGGAGCAGCUGAUAGGCGGACUCGAGAGCGUGGUCAAGGAUCUCGAGGGCAGCAUCGACGCUUUGAGCAGUGCGGACGGACUCAAGCAAGAUGUGUGGAUGAUGGAGCAGGAAGUGACGGCAACGAGGUAG
This is a messenger RNA of Cyphellophora attinorum, 645 nucleotides long. RefSeq lists its product as uncharacterized. The coding region runs from base 1 to 645 and encodes 214 amino acids. Gene Ontology annotation, biological process: chromosome segregation. The record is from RefSeq and is a predicted model, not a curated record. Gene Ontology annotation, cellular component: MIS12/MIND type complex. NCBI's taxonomy places the organism in Eukaryota, Fungi, Ascomycota, Eurotiomycetes, Chaetothyriales, Cyphellophoraceae. The transcript is spliced from 2 exons.